Tetrahymena thermophila SB210 is the source of this 696-nucleotide messenger RNA. RefSeq names its product eukaryotic translation initiation factor 4E. Gene Ontology annotation, cellular component: eukaryotic translation initiation factor 4F complex. Gene Ontology annotation, biological process: translational initiation. Lineage: Eukaryota; Ciliophora; Oligohymenophorea; Hymenostomatida; Tetrahymenidae. The transcript has 3 exons. The record is from RefSeq and is a predicted model, not a curated record. Gene Ontology annotation, molecular function: RNA 7-methylguanosine cap binding; translation initiation factor activity.
AUGGCUGAGAAUCAAAAGAUUACAUUACCCGCAAGCCAAGGAAAGGUUAGCGAAGAAGAUGAAAAGAAGUAUGGUCAUAUUGAUAUUAAAAGCAUUCAAUUUAAGGAUACAUGGGUUAUUUGGGAGUCUCUCAAGCAAGAAAAGGUUGAUAAGAAUGCUUAAUCUAAUAAUUUCCUUGAUAACAACUUCGCUAUUUUCGAUUUCAAUGAUAUGGAGUCUCUCGCUAAAAUCUGGCGUACCAGAAUUAGAACUGUCUCUUAGAUCUUUACUUUUGAUGGAAGCAGCUGGAGAUUCUUGCAUGAAAAGAAAAUGCGCUCCACAGAAGCUAUUUGUAUAUUCAAGAAGGGAAUUGUUCCUGCUUGGGAAGAUCCCAAGAACUCUAGAGGUGGUGAAUUUUAAGCUAUGUUCGAAAGUGUUGAUUAAAAUCCUGAAGUUAUUGAUAAUAUUUUCAAAGAUGUCCUUUCAAUCAUCUUAUGCGAAAAUUAUGCCUUCUAUAAUGAGACUAACGGAUUUAGAAUGGUCGAUAAGGCAAGAGAUAGUAAAGCUAAAAUUAGAUUAGAAAUAUGGUUCGAUUUUUGCGAUGAUAAAUCAGAAUCCACCACAAAGAAAAUAGCUGAAUUAAAUAAAAUUUUCACAGAAAUUAUUAAGAAACACCAAUAAAAUGUCGAUUUAUCCUACAAGAACCACAGCCAUUGA